UGUUGUGCGUGUGACGGGAGAGUGUGUUGCCGCGCCUCUCUCUCUCCCUCUCUCUAUCCUUCCCUCCUAUCUUUGUGUGUAUGGAGUUCUCGCGCCCUGGGAAUUACUAAGGACUUCAUCUCCACGACCAGCAGCAUUCUGCCUUCCCGUGGCAGAGUGACGGAGGUCCUUGUGGAGCGCCUGUCUUGUCGUGCAGGAGAGGCGGGCAGGUCGUGUGCGAGGCAUGAAGGAGCAGCAGCGUGGUUGGUGGCGCGGUUACAGCCUCUAGUUGUUAGCUUGUAUGGUGCGUCUUAGGCUGGACGGCUGCCUGACAGGUCCUCUUGCCUCCUGGCCUCCGUGGCUUCCUCGCUGGUCUAAGAAGGCAUUCUCAGACCACGCCGAAGGGGCCUCUCCCGCUCUCUAGUGUUGUCGUAGGCCUAUCCAUGAGAGCCUGUUUACCUGUGCGCCGUCUCGUGUGAGAGCGAGACCCUCUGGAAAAGAAAGCAAUAUAAUCCGAGCUUAAAAAGUCCGAGACCUGGCCCGUGCAUUGGCCUGAGGUCAUCGAGUGAGGACGGUGAGCGAUACCGGGAAAGUUGUCAGUGAGUGUUGCGUAGUGUCGGUGUUGUUAUUAUUGUUGUGAUCCGAGUGUGGCGUGGCGCCAGAUCCGAGGUGGGACGGCGGCGCUGGAUGAGUGGUGAGCCGUGUUGCAAUAUGGAGGUCGCCACAAUGGUCACGUAAAGUGGAGGCAGCUCAGCAAGUGUUGGAUGUGGGGAGACCAGCAGCGUGUGGUGGGUCCCCAGCAGGUCGGUGGAGGUCAGUGUUCACACCAUCACCUCCUCCAUCAGCACCAGCACCUUCCCCCACACCACCAUCACCACCACCUGCACAUCUCCCCUAAACACCAUGACGACGGAGGUGCUUGGCCACUAGCCCCCUCCUCCUCCACCUCCUCCACACCUUCCACUUCCUCCUCCGCCAUCUCCUACACUUCCCCGCCCUCCUGCUCGCCGCCAGGAGAGUCCUACGCCAAUUGGAUGGCCGAGGCGCUGGCCACCUGCACCAGCUACACCAGCACCUCUUCCCCUUCCUCCUCCUCCGUCAACAACUACUCCUCAUACACCUCCACCUCCUCCUCCUCCUUCUCCACCAGCGCCACCCUAACGUCCCCCACCACGCCCACCUCCAGCAUUGCCUCCCCAGUGACCACCUCCACGUCGCCCUCCAUCGCCGCCAUGUCCCUCAAGAUGAACAGCGUGUAUAUAGACACGUCCCCCUCCAGGACCUCGAAGCCGCCUCCCACGGUCAGGUCGCACUCCCUCGACCAGCUCAAUUUCGAGGAGAAGCGGCAGCUCAUAGCCUCCACGCUGAGCUUGAGCGACCUCCUCGGAGGCGGGCCGCAGAAGGGGAAGCUCAAGUCUGAGGUAGAGACUCCUUCGGAAACCUCGGCGACCCCGGGUGCCAACACGCCGACGUCGGGCACUAACUCUAUCGUGACCAAGUCCACGUCGCUCUCGCUCUCCGACAUCAUCAACGCCACCAAAAGCAACAAAGCCAAGGGCGGCAAGACCAAUGGUGCAGUGCGAACGGUGUCCGGAGGCACGGGGGCGCGGACCCCCCCGGCGGAGCGCUCCAAGAGCAGCAAGCUGUCCGCCCUCGGCAGACUCUUCAAGCCCUGGAAGUGGAAGCGGAAAAAGAAAUCCGAGAAGUUCGAGGCCACGUCCAGAUCUUUGGAACGAAAGAUUUCGAUGCGGGUCAACAAAGAAGAGUUAGUACAAAAGGGCAUUUUGCUGCCCGAUUCCCCUACCUCACCUAUAGCAGAAGAGCCUGUGAAGGAGAGGUGCGAGGGCGUGAACGGUAAUGUUGGAAGUGGUGAUGGUUCGCCUCAACAGCACCCUGCCUUCAGCCCCCUAGCCUCUGGUGCUCCCACAACCACCACAACAGUUCCCCCCCUCAGCAGCCAACCGCUGUCCACGACCCACGAGUCCCAGCCCCCAGACUAUCAUAGUCACCACCACAUCAUUUCCUCAGACAGACCGGAGCGCCCAACGUCACUCAUGGCACCGGGCGUUUCCGAUGGGGGCAUGGGAGGAGUACAAGUGUUGCCAACAGAAAUACCGAGUGGCUUACAUCCAGUUCACCAACGCGACACCCACACCUACUAUGGAGGGCAGGGCUCUGCGUCAGAGUACAACUCUAAUGAGCAAGCCUACAUGGACCACCACCAUGUUGCACAUCUCCCAGAGCCCCCGAUCCCUGUGUCGGAGAUCGGGCCCAUCCCUCCACCCCCAAUGUUUUCCUCGCCGUCACCUGUGGUUCACCCAAGGAGUCACCCUCCCCCGCCGUAUCACCCACCUACGUCAGUGGCUGGUGCAGGGGUACAGAAUGCCAUGGGUCACAAUCUAUCUAAUUCUGAAUAUGGUGUCAGAGAGGAUGAUGAUGAUGAUGAUGAUGAGGAUGAUGAUGAUGAGGAUGUGAAAAGCAGUUCAGCUAAUGGCAUCCUCGGAUGGUUUGAAGCCAGAAUGGCGGAAUUUGCUAAUGCUGAUGAUGAUAUAGAAGAUGUAGAUGAGGGCACAGAGGUUGAUGGUGUUGUGUUUUACAACACCAACCAUGGCCCUUAUGUUGACACCUCCAGAGUAGAAGAAGUACCUGCACGGGAGCCCAGACUAGAUGCCAAGCCUCUGAAAUCUGCACUCAAGAAGAAGAAUCCCUCAGGAACUGCCAAUGGGUCUGCAGGCACGCCCCCAGCUGGGACUCCCACUGACGGGGGCAAGCCUCUGACUGUGCGGCAAGAUGGCAACAGGCGCCUACCGCUUCGACCCAGUGUUAGGAUUAGGUUCAGCACGAAGCCCAUCAAAUUUUCCUACAGCCGAGGGGAUGGUGGAGACAAAUCGUCGGGGGAAAACAAGGAAAACAGCGUCCCGUUCACAUACCUCCCUCCCAACACUGUCCUCCCAAAUUCCUUACAAGAGUCACGGGUGGAUGAUGACGACGAGGACGGCCCUAUCCUCUAUCGUGAAGAUGAUGAGGAUGAAGAUCGUCUAGCUUCAAAAGUGGCAAGAAGAGACAGUCUUGCACAGAAGUUGGCUUGUCGACCAAACAAACAAGACCUAAUCGAUCGAAACAUCAUCCACAUGCAAUCAGAGAAUGAUAGGAAGGAGUUUAGAGAAGCAAUUGGAGCCAAGCUUACAAGACGUUUGAGUUUACGACCAUCAGCGGAAGAGCUAGAGGAAAGAAAUAUUCUUAAAACAACUACUCCUGAGGAGGCACGUAAACAGAAGGAGGAAAAAAGAAAAACUCUCUUACGAAAGUUGUCCUUUAGGCCAACUCUAGAAGAGCUUCGAGAACGAAAAAUUAUACGCUUCAAUGACUACAUAGAGGUGACUCAGGCACAUGAGUACGAUCGACGAGCAGACAAGCCAUGGACGCGUCUUACACCAAGAGACAAGGCAGCCAUUAGGAAGGAACUGAAUGACUUCAAGAGCAUGGAAAUGGAGGUGCAUGAAGACUCAAGACAUCUUACUCGAUUCCACAGACCUUGAUUGGGGGUUAGGCGUAGUAAGACGAGCCCAAUACUCCACGAGAAGAAGAAGAAAUAACCCAAGCAACAUUUAUAUACUGUAUUACCAAUGAGUGUGCCUGUUGUAUUGUGUCUGAUACUCUUUACUUAAGAAGAACACUGUCAACAAUUUGAUCUUUUUAUGUUCUUUCAUUUCUCUUCCCCUUUUUCAGCUUCUUCUCUCUGGUUUUGAUACAAACACAGGAAUAAAUCAAGAAACACCUUAUGAUAUGGUCUUGCUAAUGAUAAGAACUAAUGUUAAAACAAUUUUAGUAUUUAAAUAACAAUUAUUUUAUUCCAUACUAUUUUACUUUGUAUAUAUUAUCACUUGAGUGUAUAUGUGUAUGAAUGUAUUCAUAUAUACAUACAUGAAUGUAUAUUCAAUUUUUCUUUUCAACUCAAGAACAACAUAUGAGGAUAUUUUGAAUCUUAUUUGAAGGGCAAGCAGUAUCAGACCACCAACAAAUAACACCAUGGUAUCUUUCAGUGUUGCUGGGUUUUGAAGGAUCCUUCCAAAUUUGUCUUGUACCAAUGUAGAGCAUAUAUAUCACCUACUAUAGUUUACUACAUUUGAUCAGUCAGUGUGUAUAUGUAUGCCAUACAUAUUGAUUAUUGUGUGGUUUGUUCAGUGGUUUCUUGGUUGUUUGGACAAUAACAACAUAGUCAUAUGAUAAUGAAGUAAGAUAUUUUACCACUUGUAUUUUUUUUUUCUUAUUUUUCUUUUUAAGUAUAUUUUUUAUCCUAGAAUAUGUUUUAAAUGUGUUUAACACAAUGCAGAACUGUGAUGAAUAGGGUUUGCAGGCUGUAUUUUCUGUCAGAUAAUCAGAUAACUGAGAUUCCACUGUGUACAUGCGUUGUGUGUGUGCAUUGCUUUAGGUGCACAUGAGCGUGUGUGGAAGCCCACGUAUUGCUGUGAUACUGAUGCUCUGAGUGAUAUUACAUGUUAGUCCUUGGGCCAGCAUCUGUCAUUCACUGGUGUCGGACUAACCACACCAGCAUCUGUGCCAAGGGGUCUGGGCGGAGUCUCGUUACCUCACCUACCUGCACAGAAUCAUCUUUUAAGCCAUUCUCACUUCAGUGAAUGUCCAACUAGGGUGGAAACCUCUCUCUUUAACAUUGUAUAAUGGAAGGUAUUAGAGAUGAAUAGAUUUCUAUUGCUAGGAUAGAGUGAAAUGUGAAAAAAAUAUUUCAACCAUUCUACUUGCUAUUUUUGUAAACUUCUUCCUUUCCUUUCCUAUCCAUCAUUUUUAUGAGAAGUUGAUUGUUAGCCCCCAUGACUGAAUGAAAUAUUUGAUUUGAUAAAUUCACUGUCUAUUUUGACCAAGAAGGGCAUGUGUACAGCUAAGUGAGUUUGUUAGCUUCCUUGGUCCAGUUUAGGUGGCCACUUGUUGUGAUAACCAACGACUCUGUAACUCCAUAGUUUCUUAGAGGAUACACUUUGUUUAGGAUUUUGUGUCCAAGUUAUUCAUUACGAAAAGAGAUCAUUACGCAUCUCGGAUAAUGGUGUUGUUAUUAGUUUCGACAAUCACCUUGUUACCAGUUGUUGUAAGUCAUUUUUUUAUCCUUUUUAGAAUGUGCUUCAUUGAUGUUUUUACAUAUAUUCUAGAAGACUUAGUAAGCUAUUAUUUGUAGCUUGGGUCCAAAAAAGGAAAAAAAGGUUGAAAAUGAACAGGGCUUACAAACAUACUUCCUUAUCUCGAGUAAGGGCAGAUUAUGCAAGACAUCAUUCAGAGAAAUUGGACAUUUAUUUGGUUGAUUCCAGUGUGUUUAGUAUCAAAAGUGCCAUUGAUCCUUUUCAUUAUGAGUGCCCUUCAGCAGUAAAUCUAAAGCAUGUUGUUAAUGGAAGAAACAAAGGAGUAGAACCUCAAACUUAGAGUCCAUCUGUGGAGUGUUGUGUACAAAUGAAUUGCCUUUUUCAUGGGUGCUUGCUAGAUGGGCAGAUUUCUAGCUUAGAACCUUGUAAAAAAAGAAAAAAAAGAAAAAAGAAAAAAAAACUUGUCCUCUUUUUUGCAAAAACACCCCCCAAAUGAACACUAAAUUUUGAGCAAAUAAUUUAACACCACUUUAGGUUACAUUUUAUUUGCUGAUUCCAACUCUUCCAGUUUGUAAGUAAAUUACAUGAGAAAACGAACAUUGUAUUUAUUAUUUUCUUUGCUAGCUGUACAUUUUUGCAGAAUAAUAUUGGUCUGUAUUUGAGACACAAAACACAAUUGAGUCUGUGAUUUUGUUGACUGUACACAUCAGAUUAAAUGUUUUUGAGGCGUAAUGGAAGACAGCAUUACUCUUUAUUGAUCGUCCACACAGUAUUCUCCCUCCCCCGUGCGUUGUUGCUUGAGACGUGUGAAAGGAGCAUUUAACAGGCUGAUAAACUUAUUUUGGCCUUUUGAGUAUUGUACAGUUCACUUCUUCCAUCUUCAGUAUUGGAAAUACAAUAUAUGCAGUUGAAUACAUACCGUGACCUCCCAACACAGCUGCUGGGUCAAUAAACACUAGCAUCUUGUAGACUUCUGCUCUGUCUCUGUGAGAUAGUAUGUUGCAGUAAUAGCUCUGGGGGCUCCCAUUUACACUUGAAGAGCAGUAUAUGCCAAAGCUGAAGUAAAGAAGAUGUAGGAUGAGCAAGCUAUAGAUAUGCAAAAUAUUUUAGUAUGCAUUUGUAUAUCACCGCUGGUUGUAAAUAUUGUUACUGAUUUGUAUCAUGAUCUCAGAGAUGUAAUGUUCAAGGCUCCAUUAAUAAGUUCAACAUAACAGCAGGUUACCAUGCAGGCCUGUUCAGUGUAAACUUUUGUAAAUAUGAUGUACUCAUUACCCACACUUGUGUACAUAGCUAAUACAGCUUCUCCCGUCUGCCUGCUAUGCUAGGGGUGGCAUGUAUACCAUGUUCAUAGGGUCAGCAACAGUGGUUUUGGUUCUCAGGUGCAACUAUGAGAGAAAAAAAAAUGAAUAAUGGCUAUGGAAAAAUACUUUUAUUUUGUUACAUUUAAUUGGCCAGUGCUGCUGAUUUCUUCUCAUUUAUGUGGAUUCUAUAUAUGAGCCUUAAGAGAACCGUUUGUUUUGUUGCAAUGAAGCCCCUGGACUGUGUAUGCUGCCAUUCUUAGUGAAUCAAGUCAUAACAUUUAUUCUCAAAAAUUUGUUAUCUAAAAAUGGAGAUCAAUAUAUCUUCACAGUAGAUUCCAAGUGAAUAGGUUCCCCCUUAUAUUAAGUGCAAAAUAUUAUUGUGUGGAAGAGAAAAGAGAGAGAGGGAGUUUCUAAUAACCCUUGGGGUUUACAGCAUUUAUUUUGUAGUUUCUGUUAUUGGAAAAUUAAUUUUGAAAUUUUAUGGUAAUGAGUGCUGGAAGAUUGAAAAAAAUAUUUGGCACAUUGUAGUCUCACAAAACACCUCUUUCAGCACCCAGUUACCAAGCCCCAAUGUUUUUUUUCUUUAUUACAAAUCAUAAUUAAUUUGAGACUGAGUUCCAGAUGUCACCAUGAUUUUACUUGAUUACCUAACUAGGGAGUGCUGGUUACUGUUAACUUUUGCUCACCUACAGAAUUCAAAUAACGAGUCUUUGCUCAAUACCAGCAUUAUGUGUACCAUAGAGAUCAGCUGAAGAAACUUUUCAUCAGAUAGGCAUGAGCUCCUCUCGGUCCUCUGUAGGAUGAUUUAAUCCCUCUUUAUUAGGUGUUUGUGUUCUCAUGAGGCAUCCUUCAUCCUUCAUCCUCCUGUAUGUGUGACGAUAGUAUCGCUGCAGGCAGUGGGUGUCAGCUCAUACCAUCCCCAUCACUCCAGUGUAUCUUUGUAUAUAGCCUAUACCAACAUCCCAGAAACAUCUGUUAUUCUCCUGCUUUAUAACUAGCUCUGUCAUUGCUUUAUACUUGUUGGAAUAAAACAUCACCGUCUUCCA
Messenger RNA from Penaeus indicus, 7416 nucleotides. Its product is annotated as phosphatase and actin regulator 4-like. The coding region runs from base 744 to 3518 and encodes 924 amino acids. Lineage: Eukaryota; Metazoa; Arthropoda; Malacostraca; Decapoda; Penaeidae. The transcript is spliced from 14 exons. Gene Ontology annotation, biological process: actin cytoskeleton organization. Gene Ontology annotation, molecular function: actin binding. The record is from RefSeq and is a predicted model, not a curated record.